UUCGGUUCGCCUCCAACGGAACCCUCUCCGAACUGUCGAUACGCUUCGUCGAUCAAAUUCCUCUCCAUAUAUUCGAUCCGAAUCGCUCCAGAUGGCGACCAAAGUUCUUAUGGUCGCGGAGAAGCCCAGCAUUGCACUGUCCAUCGCCACGGCACUUUCUGGUGGCCGGUUUUCCACAAGAAGGGGCAGUACUGAUGUGCACGAGUUUGAUGGAAAGUUUCUUAGCAGCAAUGCCCACUACAAAGUGACAUCUGUUAUUGGACAUGUUUUUAGCAUGGAUUUUCCAUCUUCAUAUCAGAACUGGGAAGUGACAGAUCCAUUUGAUCUUUUUGAGGCUCCAGUUUUGAAGUCAGAAUCAAACCCAAAGGCGCACAUUAGGAGGCAUUUGCAUCACGAAGCUCAAGGUUGCACCUACUUGGUACUUUGGUUGGAUUGUGACCGUGAAGGUGAAAAUAUAUGCUAUGAAGUAAUUGAAUGUACUGGCAUCCGUGAAACUGGGCCUGGAAGGAGAAUUUACCGUGCUAAAUUUUCAUCUGUCACUGAGAAGGAUAUAUUUAAUGCUAUGGAAAACCUUAUCCAGCCCAAUCAAGAUGAGGCUUUAGCUGUAGAUGCACGCCAAGAAAUAGAUUUGAAGGUAGGCGUGGCAUUUACUAGAUUCCAGACUCGUUAUUUUCAAGGAAAGUAUGGGAAUCUCGAUUCAAGAGUUAUUUCGUAUGGGCCUUGUCAAACCCCUACUCUUGGGUUUUGUGUGCAACGGUUUAUGCAAAUUACCACAUUCAAACCAGAAAAGUUCUGGUCCAUAAAUCCUUAUAUAAUUAAAGAUGGCUAUGAACUGCUGCUGGAUUGGGAGCGUAAUAAAGUUUUUGAUUUUGAUAUUGCUGUGAUGUUCCAGAAGUUGGUAGCUAAUGAUGGUAACCUGAAAGUAAUUGAUAUUUCUACAAAGGAAGAGUGCAAACCUCGCCCUUGUGGGCUUAAUACAGUUGGCAUGUUGAAGGUUGCUUCAAGUUCACUGGGGUUUGGGCCACAAAUGGCCAUGCAGCUGGCAGAGCGGUUGUAUACUCAAGGCUUUAUAAGUUACCCUCGCACAGAGAGCACUGCAUACCCCUCAUCAUUUGAUUUCAGAACUGCACUUAGUGCCCAACUAAAUAAUCCUAUAUGGGGCAAGGAUGUUCAGAUGCUACUUGCUGAUGGUUAUCAUAAGCCUCGGACAGGAUCUGAUGCAGGUGAUCAUCCUCCCAUUACACCAAUGCGGUUAGCAACAGAAGAGAUGUUGGGAAGUGAUUCAUGGAGACUUUACCAAUAUGUCUGCCAGCAUUUUAUUGGUUCUGUUAGUUCGGAUUGCAAAUACUCAAGGACUAAAAUAGAAUUUGCAUCUGGUGGGGAGUUUUUCCAAUGUGUUGGGCAGCAUGUUGUUUCUAAAGGUUUUACAUCUAUCAUGCCAUGGAUGAGUGUCAAUGAGAAGAAUCUACCUCAGUUCAAGAAAGGCGAAAAAAUUUGUAUUGCAAAAGUAGACAUACAUGAGGGCACUACUGCACCUCCAGAUUACCUUAGUGAGAGUGAACUUAUUUCUCUAAUGGAAAAGAAUGGUAUAGGAACUGAUGCUUCAAUUUCUGUGCACAUUAACAAUAUCUGUGAGCGCAACUAUGUUCAGGUUAAUGCUGGAAGGAGGCUGGUCCCAACAGCUCUUGGAACUACCUUGAUAAGAGGAUAUCAAUGCAUUGAUCCAGAUCUUUGUUUACCUGACAUCCGCAGCUUUAUUGAGCAACAAAUAACUCUAAUUGCUAAAGGGAAAGCUGACCAUGUUCGUGUAGUUGAACACGUCCUUCAACAAUUUCUGCAGAAGUACUCUUACUUUGUCAAGAAGAUUGAAAACAUGGAUGCACUGUUUGAAGCACAGUUUUCCCCAUUGGCCGACUCUGGACGUUUACUAAGCAAAUGUGGUAAAUGCACUCGAUACAUGAAAUACAUUUCUAGCCAACCAACAAGAUUAUACUGCAUAACCUGUGAAGAAGUCUAUUACCUUCCUCAAAACGGCACCAUAAAAUUAUACAAGGAGCUCGUAUGCCCUUUAGAUGGUUUCGAGUUACUGCUCUUUUCCAUGGCUGGUGCCGAUGGAAAAACAUUCCCUCUCUGCCCCUACUGUUACAACAGUCCCCCAUUCGAAGGGAUCGAUAAACUCUUCGGUAACCUUAAGCUCGGGAAUUCCGGCAAGAUAGGGAAGGGAGCUGGCAUGCCAUGUUUCCUCUGUCCUCACCCUACCUGCCGACAUUCCCUGAUAAACCAAGGAGUCUGUGCUUGCCCUGAGUGCAGUGGAACACUUGUUCUCGACCCUGUCAGUGCGCCCAAAUGGAGGCUAUAUUGCAACAUGUGCAACUGUCUCGUCUCCCUCCCUCAGGCCGCUCAUCGGAUUUCGACCACGGGCAAGAAGUGUCCUGAAUGUGACUCGACUAUCAUCGAAGUGGAUUUCAAUAAGAAGACAACUCCCCUUGCCGACGGAACCACACUGCACGAGGGCUGUAUCUUGUGCGAUGAAUUACUUCAUUCACUGAUCGAGAUGAAGCACGGAAGUUCAUUUUUUCGUCGGUCAAGAGGACGAGGCAGAGGUAGGGGAAGAGGCAGAGGUAGAGGCAGAGGUGGUGCAAAGAAUGUGGAUCCAAAGAUGAGUUUCCGAGAUUUCUAAUCGAACUUUCUGCCACUACAAAGUUUAGUCCGAGCCCUCUAGCACUAGGUAAUUAUCUUCUGAACUCUAAAAUGCAUGCCAGGAGAAGAACAGUGAUCCAUGUAUCCCCCCAGUUCUAUACUAUCUGAAACUCCAAUCUUCCGAGACCGAAGAGCCUGGUCGGUAUUUGUGAUUAUUUUUAAAGAGCUUGGUAUUGUGAUUA
Messenger RNA from Zingiber officinale, 2882 nucleotides. Its product is annotated as DNA topoisomerase 3-beta. Gene Ontology annotation, biological process: DNA topological change. The coding region runs from base 92 to 2680 and encodes 862 amino acids. Lineage: Eukaryota; Viridiplantae; Streptophyta; Magnoliopsida; Zingiberales; Zingiberaceae. Gene Ontology annotation, molecular function: DNA binding; DNA topoisomerase type I (single strand cut, ATP-independent) activity. The transcript has 15 exons. The record is from RefSeq and is a predicted model, not a curated record. Gene Ontology annotation, cellular component: nucleus.